CAACGUUCAAAACACCUUUUUUUCCCCUCACAACGUUCAAGUGAGAAGAUGAACUCUCCUGAGAAAAAUGGAAAAGUACAUCUCAAAGAGUCAACGGAGGAUGGAGAUGGCCUGGAGUGUGCGGACGUUCUAAAAGAUGAUCAGGGCGUAAAAGAAGGACACGAAGAAGACUUGGAAGCGGCAGAGAAAGCCAUCCAGGACCGAGCAGAGGCGGUCGCUUCACUUAAUCGGAGGCCCAGCAUCACUCACCAACAGCUUUCUGUGUUUGAUUUUUUACUGAAUUUCCUUUUCCAACACGGCAUGAUGGGGACUUUGGCGUGUUUUGAAGCGGAAUGGUCUGAGCUACUGCAGAAAGGAGAGGUGGAUGCGAAGCACAUCGACCUGAUCCCGAAAGUGUACACUCAGAACCAGCAUUUGGCCGGAGAGCUGAAAAACGCUUGGCAGGAGAAGGAGGAGUACAGGCAGGCGGCCGCUGUCGCAGCCGAGGCCCUGCAGAGGGCCAAGAAAGCCAAAGAUGCCCACCGGCUGGAGCAUCAACGGUUGGUCAGAGAGAAAAACAAACUCAUUGAGGACAUAAAAAAGCUGAAACUGCAGUGUGAGGGCUACCAGCCUGAAGUAAAGAGGAUGAGCGACAAAUACCAGGCGUUGUCAAAGCAGGUCCUGCAGGUGGCGCUGGAGAGGGACAAAGCGCUACUCCAGGGGGACAAUCAGGCUGCCCGACUGGAUGCCGCCUCAUCUCAGACCACCAAUGAAAGCAAUGGUUCAUUGAAAUAAAUCUAACUUCAUAACAA
Molecule: messenger RNA, 791 nt
Organism: Poecilia latipinna (sailfin molly)
Lineage: Eukaryota; Metazoa; Chordata; Actinopteri; Cyprinodontiformes; Poeciliidae
Product: sperm-associated antigen 16 protein-like
Exons: 1
Coding region: 49-774 (241 amino acids)
Source: RefSeq, a predicted model, not a curated record